AUGGCAGACGAUAACUCUCAAAGCAAUGGUACAGUCAAAGUACCAACAAAUCAACAUGAUAAUCCAUUAUUAAAUAAAUUAACUCCACAACAAUUCGAUGCCAGUAUUAGGUUUUAUGAAGCCGACAAAAAAUUGAACCCCGAAGACAGAGGUGAAGUGGCUAAUGAUUUACAGUCAAUUAUGUAUAAAACUGCAUUCAUUGGGUAUGGUUCGGCCAUGGGUAACUUCUUCGUACCUACAAUUAUAAACAGAUUUCAACAUCCUUCUGUGCCAAGCACUCCUACUAAGAUAAGGCCAUUUGUUCAUAAGCCAUUUCUUUCGUUCCUAAUUGGAUUAACUGCUUUGCUUAUAACGAACCAACAAGUGGCCAAGUAUCAAUUCUCAAAGAAAAUAGAAUCUUUGGAAUCUGAAUCAAGCAAAAAAAAUCAACUUGAAGCUUGGAAGUCAAUGGAUUAUCAUCAGGCCAGUUUGUUUUUCCUCUACUAUAGAAAGACAGCAGAGAACCCAAGAUUUGUUGUUAAAGACCCUAGAACGUUCACUGAGCAAUCUUUGCACGAAGUUCGUUACGAUCCUCCAUCAAAGGAUCGUCAUUUUACGAAAGCAUUAGGAAUUGGCCGUGAGGACGAUUCAGAAAAACAUGAAAUGUCACAUUGGGACCAGAUUCGUACUGCUAAUGGCUUUGCACCUAGCCAGACCCCAAGUUCUUCCCCUGAAAACAAUCAAGAGUUACCAUCUGAUUUAUCUACAGAUCAAGUUGGUAUUAACGCCAAUUACGAAGAAGAACAGGCAAAACCUGUAACUGCUUGGGAUGCCAUUAGACAGCAGUCCCGUAAGCCAUAA
Debaryomyces fabryi is the source of this 840-nucleotide messenger RNA. Its product is annotated as PUP1 family protein. NCBI's taxonomy places the organism in Eukaryota, Fungi, Ascomycota, Pichiomycetes, Serinales, Debaryomycetaceae. The transcript has a single exon. The record is from RefSeq and is a predicted model, not a curated record. The coding region runs from base 1 to 840 and encodes 279 amino acids.